GCUAAGAGCACGAAAACCUCCUCCAAAAUGUUCGCUAAGAUUGUCAUCUUCUGCGCUGCCCUCGCAGCAGCACAUGCUUCCCUGGUCGGCCCUUAUGGAUGGGGCGCUCCAGUUUAUGGUAAAGCACUCGUUGCUGCACCUGCUGUAGCUACCGUCUCAACCCAGAAGACCGCCAUCAACCAUGUCGCCCCAGCUGCACCUGUUGCUGCUGCUGCUCCUCUUGCCGUCGCCACUCCUUACGCCGCUGCACCCUAUGCCUACGGUGCUGGGCUUGUUGCAGGACACGGUUUGGCUGCCCCCUAUGCCUACGGUGCAGGGCUUGUUGCAGGACACGGUUUGGCUGCACCAUUUGUAGGAGCUCCCUAUGGUCUGGGAGUUGGAAAACUCGGUCUCGGUUAUGGUUAUGGUCUUGGUCAUGGAAAAGCCAUCUGGUAAAUGUA
Molecule: messenger RNA, 440 nt
Organism: Argiope bruennichi
Lineage: Eukaryota; Metazoa; Arthropoda; Arachnida; Araneae; Araneidae
Product: cuticle protein 63-like
Exons: 2
Coding region: 28-435 (135 amino acids)
Source: RefSeq, a predicted model, not a curated record